Messenger RNA from Bufo bufo (common toad), 1138 nucleotides. It is a transcript of the gene CDC42, whose product is annotated as cell division cycle 42. The record is from RefSeq and is a predicted model, not a curated record. Gene Ontology annotation, cellular component: dendritic spine. Gene Ontology annotation, molecular function: GTP binding; GTPase activity. The transcript is spliced from 6 exons. Bases 183 to 758 code for a protein of 191 amino acids. Gene Ontology annotation, biological process: small GTPase-mediated signal transduction; modification of synaptic structure. NCBI's taxonomy places the organism in Eukaryota, Metazoa, Chordata, Amphibia, Anura, Bufonidae.
UCCUUUGAAAUAUACUGCAGUCUCAGCCCAGUCGAACGCGAUGACGUAGUGACGUUCAGCUUGCCCCUGCCCAUUAGCCCAGGAAACCCUGUAUAGAGCUGCCAACGCCCGCUGGUGAGACGGGGAGAGAGUGAGGUCUGCAACCAACCAGCAGUGGAGACUGACAACAAAAGAUUGCCGCCAUGCAGACUAUUAAGUGUGUGGUCGUUGGGGAUGGUGCCGUUGGUAAAACAUGUCUCUUAAUUUCAUACACAACAAACAAGUUCCCUUCAGAAUAUGUACCAACGGUAUUUGACAACUAUGCUGUCACAGUUAUGAUCGGUGGAGAACCUUACACCCUAGGACUAUUUGACACAGCAGGACAGGAAGAUUACGAUAGAUUACGACCACUUAGCUAUCCACAGACAGAUGUCUUCCUCGUCUGCUUCUCCGUGGUUUCUCCAUCUUCAUUUGAAAAUGUGAAAGAAAAGUGGGUACCUGAAAUCACUCAUCAUUGUCCCAAGACUCCAUUCUUGCUCGUCGGGACACAGAUUGACUUAAGAGAUGACCCCUCCACAGUCGAGAAACUUGCAAAAAAUAAACAGAAGCCAAUCACUCCAGAGACAGCUGAGAAGCUGGCCCGAGACUUGAAGGCAGUGAAAUACGUGGAGUGUUCUGCACUGACACAGAAAGGCCUAAAGAAUGUAUUUGAUGAAGCGAUAUUGGCCGCACUGGAGCCUCCGGAGCCCAAGAAGAAACGCAAGUGUGUGCUGCUAUGAAAAACCCUUCAGCGGCUCCCAUCCCCCUAUCCUCCUCCAAAGCUAGUGUCAGCGUCAAACUAAAAAUAAAAACGACAAAAAAAGCAAAAAAAAGUUUAAAUCAAACUAAAGAUUAAAUAUAAACUUUUUAAUUGUUUUUUUUCCCCCCCUUGCAAUGAUGACAAAGGCCCUGCAAUUCAUCGCCACUCGAAGCAAGUGGUCAUGUUUGAAAUACACGCCCAGCCACCCGAACUUCCUUUAAAGAUUAGUUGUGUGUGUAUACAGGAGAGAAAAAGUAAAUGCUGAUCAUUGCUGUUUUUUUUUUUUUUUUUUGGUCUUUAUUUUAUGUAUUUACGGUUUCUAAUGUCUUAUAUUAAGAGCAAGGCAUGCUUUAUAGGUAA